UAAAAUGUUAUCACUUUUUUUUUGUACAUUUUGUAAAGUCAAAAAGAUGAUAAGAUUUUAAUUAUUACGAUUGAACAAUUGAAUUAAAAAAAUUGAAUUCAUAUACUAGAUUAAAAAUCACAUACUAUCAAGAUCAUAGUCAUGAUCUACUACCAUUCCUUCAUGUUACUGCAUUCCUGUAUUCCUUACUAUCCACUACAUUCGCAAAAUAAACAACACAUAUACAAGUAUACAAGCAUGAACUAUGCUACUACAGACAUCUCGAAACAAAGACGCAUAAGGAAUUUGUUCGCCAUAAGCUUACAACGCAAAAAACAUCAUCAUCGAACAACGUAAAAACGGAUUUAUUUGAUUCAAUGGAUUUAAUUUGGGGACUAGGUGUGGCAGCGGUCACAGGAACCACACUCUUUGUGGCAGCACCAGCUGCGCUAGCCGUGUUUGGUUUCACUGGAUCCGGGAUCGUAACUGGAAGCGCUGCAGCCGCUUGGCAGGCUUCAAUCGGGAACGUGGUGGCUGGCUCGGCAUUUUCGGCUUUACAAGCAGCAGGGGCUGCUGGUGUAGUAACCACCACCACAGGCGUUGCUGCAUCAGCAGCCGCGGGUGGCAUUGCAGCGGCAAUUGCCCACUGAUAAAAAAAAACUAUUUUUUCUUAAAUUAUAUCAUAUUGAUGUUGAAAUCAAACUAAUAAAAUUUGAACAAUA
Molecule: messenger RNA, 701 nt
Organism: Contarinia nasturtii (swede midge)
Lineage: Eukaryota; Metazoa; Arthropoda; Insecta; Diptera; Cecidomyiidae
Product: interferon alpha-inducible protein 27-like protein 2A
Exons: 3
Coding region: 357-629 (90 amino acids)
Cellular component (GO): membrane
Source: RefSeq, a predicted model, not a curated record